Colletes gigas is the source of this 3982-nucleotide messenger RNA. It is a transcript of the gene Usp10, whose product is annotated as ubiquitin carboxyl-terminal hydrolase 10-like. The record is from RefSeq and is a predicted model, not a curated record. The transcript has 9 exons. NCBI's taxonomy places the organism in Eukaryota, Metazoa, Arthropoda, Insecta, Hymenoptera, Colletidae. Gene Ontology annotation, molecular function: cysteine-type deubiquitinase activity; cysteine-type endopeptidase activity. Gene Ontology annotation, cellular component: nucleus; cytosol. Bases 291 to 3104 code for a protein of 937 amino acids. Gene Ontology annotation, biological process: protein deubiquitination; DNA damage response, signal transduction by p53 class mediator; regulation of autophagy.
AUAGCAGUGAACAACGUGCUUGGCCCAUUUUAACUAUAGAACUGCCGAAAUAUGAUCGUUCAUAUUGUGUAAUUUAUUAACAGUGAAUAUACUUCUUCUCCGUUUCAUUGUUACACAAAAAUAAUACAAAUAUUGUAUUUUUAUAACCGAACCAGUUUUUUAUCACAUUUUCACGCGAAUAAAAAAUAAAAUUAGUGAUAACUCCAACGUCGACCCUUUUUACUGCCGACACAGAUCACCGGAGCCUCAUGUCUCUUUGCUGGUAUUGUUUUUAAUGUUUUAUACCGCGUAUGGAUUUAACCAUGGAUGUUCAAAAUGAGCUUGAUUUUCAAUUUUUGGAUCUACGUGAUUUAAAUGACAAUGAUAAGAAUCAUUUACUAGGAAUUUUGAAAUCCAAUGUCACUACAGAUGCCUUAAAAUUACCAUGGGAUACAAUUGAAACUAACAAUGAUAUUGAUGCUUCUGUAACAGAAAUUCCUCAGCUACAAAAUCAAUGGUAUCACAAUGCAAUGCCACCACCACCUUCGUAUACACAGCAAAUAAUGUGCAGUGACUGGCAGGCACCACCUAUGUACCCUGUUCCAACAGAUGCCCAUAUACAACCAUUCAUGCCUGCGAUGACUUAUUCACACCCUGGAUACAAUCUUGGAGGUGAAAUUCAUGAUGUCAACUGUAAUAGAGAAAAUAAUAGGAGAAAUAAUCGAGGCAGAGGAAUAAGGAGAGAUAAUUUUAAUCAUGGAAUGAAUCCAGCAAACGAUAUACAGCCAGGAUACAUGGGAGAGCAAGGACAAUUUCACCCACAGUUAUCUUUUGUAGUUAUGUAUCCAGAUCAGACGCAGCAACAGCAGUUCUCUGGCCAUGUUCACUAUCCACCAUUAGCAAUAUACCAGCCAAAUCUACAUACGCAUACAACUACACACCCGCAUGUACAGCCUACGUAUGGAUACCCUCCAUACCAUCAUCCUUCUGGUAAUAUGAGAUGUGUUCGACAACCAGCACCUGUGCUUUCUCAAUCUACUCAAGAGUGUACAAAAGUACAAACCGCAAAAUCGCACGAAAAGCGUGUGCAAAAUGUCUACACGCCUGUCAAACAACCUUUUCACCAAAUAAACGAAGAGGAUAAUUCUUCACAGACCAACAUAGUUACUACAGUGAUAACUGUAAAUAACAGUAAAGUAGAACAGUGCACUGAGAAUGUGGAUGAAAACACUGCCAAUAGAAAGAAUUCAAAUACAAAUGGAAAAGUACCCCCUGUAAAUGUAAAAAUAGAACACAAUAUUGUAUCAACUGUAAAUGAAAAUUGUAAUGGAGCUGAAAAAAAUGAUGUGCCAUGCGUAAAUAUUAACAGUAGUAUCGAAGUAAAACAAAAUGGAGAAACUGAUAAAGAAUACAAAAAUGAAACGGUUUCCAGCAUUAAAACUACCGUCGUUAAAACGUUAUCAAAACCAGUUUCUAAAGGUGAAAAUGAAGCACAAAAGGAAGACACUCCUGCAAAGAGUGUACAAGACGAAAUUAUUAAUAAAACGCUCAAUGCUUCUUCUACUACCACAAGUACUCCAAUAAUUGUACCCACUACAACAUCUUCUAAUGUAUCUAGCAUAUCUUGGGCUAGUAUUUUGAAGAAAGGAAGUGCAGAAACACAAUCAACUCCAUUAAAUUAUAAACCUAUGGCACGCAUUAAUCCUCUACCAGUUAGUCCAGUCACAGAAAGUAGUGUGGCUCCAAAACCACAGUUACAAUUAGAAAAAGACCAACAUACUGAUACAAUGGUUUUUGUAAAUGAAAAUGUUUCAUCCAACUCACAAAAUGUUGUAAAUGAAAGUAAAAACUUACAAACGGAAUCAUUGCAAAACCGUUAUAAUGAUCCUAUUGCUUUCCGAAUGGGUGAGUUCUUAUUAAACUACCACAUGGAUAAACAAACUGUAAGUUUAUUACCACGGGGAUUAACAAAUCGUAGCAAUUAUUGUUACAUUAAUAGUAUAUUACAAGCCUUGCUUGCGUGUCCACCUUUUUAUAAUCUUCUAAUGGCUCUACCACAUUCUAAAAGUCCCAGUAAAAUGUCUUCCACUCCACUUAUUGAUAAUAUGAUAAAAUUUGUACACGAAUUCACACCUUUGUCAGAUGGUGCACGAUUGGCUAGAAAAGAUAGAGCAAACAAACGGGGAGAGGAUACGGUAGUAGAUAUACAAAGUGGAGUGGCCUUUGAACCUUCUUAUGUAUAUACAAUGUUAAAAAAUACGUCAGCUGCGGGUGUAUUUUCUGUGGAAGGGCGCCAAGAAGAUGCAGAAGAAUUCCUUUCGUGCCUUCUGAAUGGUAUCAAUGACGAAAUGCUCGAACUUAUUAAAUUAGUAAAUAACGACCAAAACGUAACGACUAAUGUUGAAACUAAUAUGAACUACAACAAUGGAGAAGAAGAAUGGAAGGUUAUGGGCCCAAAGAAUAAGGGAUCUAUUACACGCUGUACUGAAUUUGGAAGGACACCAUUAUCUGAUAUAUUUCGUGGUCAAUUAAGAUCUAGAGUAUCACGAGCAGGAGAACAACCAACAGAUAAUGUCCAACCUUUCUUCACAUUGCAACUUGAUAUUGAGAAAGCGGAAUCUGUGAAGAGUGCACUCGAAAUUCUUGUCGGAAAAGAUCAAUUAGAGGGAAUGACGUGUAGCAAAACGAAACAACAGAUAGAGGCUUGGAAGCAAGUUACAUUAGAAGAAUUACCGGUUAUCCUUAUAUUACACUUAAAGUGGUUUGACUAUAAACUCGAUGGUUGCUCAAAAAUCGUGAAAAGUGUGGAAUUUCCCGUCGACUUAAAAUUAGAUAGCAAAUUCCUGUCUCUAAAUGCUGCUAAAAAAUUAAAUCCAAAACAAAAACACUACAAACUAUUCGCAGUUACUUAUCAUGAUGGAAAAGAAGCAACAAAGGGCCAUUAUGUUACGGACGCUUUUCACGUGGGAUAUGGUGGCUGGGUCAGGUAUGAUGAUAGUUCUCUGAAAGGUGUUUCCGAAAGUAACGUAUUAAAGCCAACUCCUCCGAGAGUCCCAUAUUUAUUAUAUUAUCGAAGAUGCGACACCAUCGGAAAUAAUCAGUCAAAUAGUGGUAAAACGCGUUAGAAAGGAAAGCAUUAACAUGUAGGUAAAACUAUAUUUUAAGUCUAAAGAGGCAGUUUGAAAGAAUGGCUUUUACAGUUUUGUGGUUCUUGUUGAUAUUUGUAUCUAAAUACAGAGAAUGUUUAUUAUCCAAUAUCAUGAAAAAAUAGAAAGCUAUUUCCAUUUAACAUGCUGUACUUCCAUCGAAUAUUUGUACUAAGAUUGUUGUUACGAGUUUUAUGCAUAGUUUUCUUGGUACACGAAAUAAAAAGAUAAUUAAAGUUGAAGUUAAAUAAGAGUUUUGAUUUUGGCACUCAUAGUUCUAUUGAAGUUACAUAAUUAAGCGCUUACACAUUACAUGUUAUGAAAAUAUUAAAUGUCGAAACUCUCUUGUACAUAUCUUUCUUAUCUGAUUGUGAGUAUACAAGAUGUGAGAAAAAACAUACACGAUAACUUUGUAAAAAAAGAAAACGAAAAUAGAGAAAAAAGUUUUUCUACUUUAAUGACAAAAUUUCUAUGAAAUGCAAAUUUUAUAUAUAUCUGAAAAAGAACAUCUUAUGCCUUAAGUUAUUUUUGUAUAUAACCUUCCUGCACACUUAUAAAUAUACAUUCCAACUUGCCAAUAAUUUCUUCAUUUUAUACAUAUAUGCUAAUUUAAUAACUUCUUUCUUAUCGUGAAAAAAGUUGCUGAAAUACCAACCAAAUAUUAUGUUUCAUUAUUUCCAGUAUCAUUUUCUGGAUUUAUACAUGUAAAUGGAAUGAAUGCUUGAAAGGAAAUUGAAAAGUUUUCAAGGUAAAGAAAUAAUUGGUAAGAUGGAAUACUAACAUCGCUAGUGAGGAAAAUUGUAUAAACAACACAAAAUUUAUGUACAAAACUACAUUGUAUGUGUCAGAUUUGCAUC